Molecule: messenger RNA, 546 nt
Organism: Stylonychia lemnae
Lineage: Eukaryota; Ciliophora; Spirotrichea; Sporadotrichida; Oxytrichidae
Source: the annotation of a GenBank genome assembly
AUGUCCCUGAUAAAUUCAAGGAACUCCUCCUUCCAAAUAAACUCUAAUACGUUUUAUCACCAGGAAAUAUUGGCUCAAGAGAGGUAAAAUAAUAUAAUUUAGCUUAAUCAUCAUCAGACCUUCGAAUGGUUGGAGAACCUUGCCUCAGCUAAAUCGUAAAUGCAUGCUGUGAGAGGAGACUUUGACGAGCUGCCCUCGUUGCCUGAAACGAAAGUAGUGCAGAUAGGAAACUUCAAAUUCGGUUUGAUUCAUGGUCAUUAAGUUGUACCUUGGGGUGACUUAGAAGCUUUAGCAGCAGUGCAAAGAUAGUUAGAUGUUGAUAUCUUGAUAAGCGGACAUACCCACUAAAACUAAAUCAUUUAAUACGAUGGAAAGUAUUUUAUCAAUCCAGGCUCUGCCACUGGAGCUUAUAGCAGCAUGAAUAGCUCUCCUAGACCUUCAUUCAUGCUUAUUGCUGUUCAAGGAGACGAGAUUGUUGCCUUUAUUUAUGAACUUAUCAACGAUGAGAUUAAUGUUCAGAGACUUGAGAUCGCAAAGAAGAAAUGA